UGUCAAGCAUUGCAUUUACAAUGCCAAUUGGAUAGUCGGGUCGCCCCCAUAAAGGCGACAUGUCCUGUAGCGCCGAAAACAGAGGAAGUUGACGUUGUGUCGGGGUUGUUCGGGGCGCCGCAGAAACCGCCGCCGGCCGAUAACGUGGUCAGCUUUCAUCAUCGCAUAUUUCAGGAGAAAUUCGCAAAUUGCGAUGAGCCUUCUGCGGACAAAUUGCCACGGGAACCUGAUGGAACAGGAGCGAGAGCUCCGGUGCUGGAUCAGAAGACAGCCGACGAGCUCGUGGAGAGGUUCCGGGCUAAGAGCAGUUAUUUUCCGUUUGUGACUGUCCCGGAAGAUAUUGCGACGCCGCAGCAUCGCUUUCUGUAUCUUGCCAUUUUGACGGUGACUGCUACGGAUAACAUGGCUUUGAUGCGGAGUCUGGAUGCUCGGUUUCGGGCUGUAUUGGCGGAUAGGGUCGUUGUUGCGGGAGAGAAAAGCCUGGAUUAUCUCCAGGGGUUGCUAGUCUACAUUUCUUGGGAUAACAUGCAUCUUCGUCCUACGAACUUCCUGGUCUAUCAGUAUUUUCAUAUCGCCAUGGGCAUGGUGACAGAGCUUCGAUACAAUGAUGACUCGUUUCCACUGGCUGAUCAGACUCCAUCCACGAUAGUUGAUAUCAAGAGUGCAUGUCUUGGCUGCUACUAUUUGUCUUCACGGUAA
Aspergillus steynii IBT 23096 is the source of this 699-nucleotide messenger RNA. RefSeq lists its product as uncharacterized. Gene Ontology annotation, biological process: regulation of DNA-templated transcription. Gene Ontology annotation, cellular component: nucleus. Lineage: Eukaryota; Fungi; Ascomycota; Eurotiomycetes; Eurotiales; Aspergillaceae. Gene Ontology annotation, molecular function: DNA-binding transcription factor activity, RNA polymerase II-specific; transcription cis-regulatory region binding. The transcript is spliced from 2 exons. The annotation marks the transcript as partial. The record is from RefSeq and is a predicted model, not a curated record.